Sinocyclocheilus rhinocerous is the source of this 1393-nucleotide messenger RNA. RefSeq names its product sialoadhesin-like. The record is from RefSeq and is a predicted model, not a curated record. NCBI's taxonomy places the organism in Eukaryota, Metazoa, Chordata, Actinopteri, Cypriniformes, Cyprinidae. The transcript is spliced from 10 exons. Bases 100 to 1353 code for a protein of 417 amino acids.
AGUCCUCUCUAUAGUUUCACACGGGAAGAGGAUGUAUGUUAUUCUGGUCUUAAGCCAUCUUGUUUCACAACAGUGUCUGUACUUCUACCGGCUGUUUUUAUGUUCGUCCAUAUCAUGGUGUGUCCAGCUCUACUGCUUCAAUCCUUCAUCUGGAUCUCUCUGAUGGCAAAAGGUGUGCAGUAUGACGUGACUCAUAUCGUCAGCAGAAUGUGUGUGGUUCGGCAGUCGACGGUGCUCGUACCCUGCAAAUACACUUCUCAAUACGAGCAGGUGAGUGCAGCCGAAUGGCUCUAUGAGAAAUCACCGGAGCAGAAGGUCAGGGUCUCUCAGGAGCCCGCGUUUGAAGGCCGUGUGGAGUUUGUGCAGCCUGACGCGGGAAACUGCUCACUGCUGCUGAGGGAUGUGAGAGAGAGUGACGCGGGCAUCUUCCGGUUUGUGUUCAGCACUGCUUCCGGGCGAAAUUGGACAAACGAUCAGGGAAUCCGGCUAGAAGUAACAGAUGCAGAGCUGGAGGUAAAGGCCGAGUCUGAUGUUGUGAUGGAGGGAGACUGGAUUUUGUUUGUCUGUGGUUCAUGCAUCCCCUCCAUGGCUGUACCAACCUACAUUUGGAGCAAAGAUGGGCAUCUGCACGAGCAACACCAUGGGAACAACAUACUUGUUUUGGAGUCUGUCGAGCUGGAGGACGGAGGCCGAUAUUCCUGCACCAUAAGCGGUCAUGAGGGACUAAACUCCACAUCUGCUGAAAUCACUGUUAGACCUGGAUAUCCUCCAAAGAACGUCUCAGUGUCCAUCAGUCCAUCUGGUGAAAUAGUGGAGGGAGAUUCAGUGACUCUGAGCUGCAGCAGUGAUUCAAACCCUCCUGCUCUGAACUUCAGCUGGUUUAAGGAGAAUCAAAGCUCAGCUGUUGGAUCUGGACAGAGUUUCAGCAUCUCCAGCUUUAACUCCAGUCACAGUGGACGCUACUAUUGUGAGGCUCAGAAUCAACAUGGAUCUCAGAGAUCAGAGUCUGUAUCAGUCUCUGUUAAAGGGGUUCAGAGAGCUGCUCUGCAAACAGUUACUGGGAUUGUGGCGGGAUGUGGAGGACUGACCUUCAUCAUCAUCAUCAUUGUGUUCAUAAGUAGGAAGAGGCGGAGAGAAUGUGGAACUGAAGACGUGAAUCAAAAGCAGACGGCUGACUCGAGUGAUGAUACAUACACAGCUCUGGAUCCAGUGUCCAGAACAUCUGCUGACAUUUACAGCACGAUCAGAUCUGGUGACUCCAGAGCUCCUGAUGACACCUACACGGCUCUCCAGCUUCAGUCCAGAUCUUCUGAAUAUGAGACUCUAGCAGGAACUUCAGCAGAUCCACGUUAAACUCUCCUCACAGUAUUACUGCUCAGAUGGAAAUACUGAU